Molecule: messenger RNA, 1548 nt
Organism: Vigna radiata var. radiata (mung bean)
Lineage: Eukaryota; Viridiplantae; Streptophyta; Magnoliopsida; Fabales; Fabaceae
Product: SH3 domain-containing protein 3
Exons: 10
Coding region: 173-1219 (348 amino acids)
Molecular function (GO): protein binding
Source: RefSeq, a predicted model, not a curated record
UGAAGAGAGAAAAAAAUAUUUUAGAAAUAGAGAGAGGGACAUAAUUGUAGUUGAUUGACUGGGCUGAGCUGGGGUUCUCAGAAAACAUUUGAUUUGGAUCUGAUUUGGUACUUUGAUUGUUCCCUUUGAUUUUCAGAAGUAAGAUUAGAGAGCAUAGCAUAAAGUAACCGCCAUGGACGCUUUGAGGAAACAAGCCACCAAGUUCAGAGAGCAAGUUGCCAAACAGCAACAGGCUGUAAUAAAGCAGUUCAGCAGUAGUGGUUAUGAGAGCUCAGAUGUUGUGGUCAUUGAUGAGGUCGAAAUGCAGAGACAUCAACAGCUGGAAAAGCUGUAUAGGGCCACACGUUCAGGGAAGGACUUCCAGAAAGAAAUUGUUAAAGCAGCCGAAACUUUUACAGCUAUAGGUUACAAGCAUAUUGAGACAGGAACAAAACUUUCUGAGGAUUGCUGUAAAUAUGGAGCAGAGAACAACAGUGAGAAUAUAUUAGCUAAGGCUGCAUCUGUAUAUGGUGAUGCCCGUAAGCAUGUAGAAAAGGAGCAUGAAGAGUUAAAUCGGCUUCUAUCUACUCAGGUGUUAGAUCCUUUGAGGCAAAUGAUCAAUGGUGCACCUUUGGAGGAUGCGCGCCAUCUUGCUCAACGGUAUAGUCGAAUGAGACAAGAAGCAGAGGCACUGAGGGAAGAGAUUGCUAGAAGAAAAAUACGGGUUCGGGAAUCUCAAACUGCUGAACACGUAGCCAAACUGCAUGCUGCGGAAGCAAAGAUGCAGGAGCUGAAAGCAAACAUGGCAGUUCUAGGUAAAGAAGCUUCAGCUGCAUUGGCUGCCGUUGAAGCACAGCAGCAGAGACUUACUUUUCAAAGGCUUGUUGCCAUGGUUGAAGGAGAAAAGACUUUCCAUUUAAGAGUUGCAGCUAUUCUUGGUGAAAUUGAAGCUGAGAUGGUCUCAGACAGACAGAAGAAAGAAUCUGCUCCUCCAGUGACUAUUUCUGAGAAUGGCUCCGAGAAAACUAUGUACUUCUUGGCUGAAGCAACGCAUCCCUUCAGUGCUGAAUCAGAGAAGGAACUGAGUUUUUCAAAGGGCGAUUUUGUGGUUGUGCGAAAGGUGAACCCUUCAGGGUGGUCAGAAGGAGAAUGCAAUGGUAGAGCAGGAUGGUUUCCUUCUGCAUAUGUGGAGAAAAGACAAAGAAUCCCCUCUAGCAAUUCAGCCAGUGAAGUUUUCUAGAUUCUACUCAUCUUUUUGCUAUUCAUUCUUUAUUUCCCAUAUUGGUUUUUGCACUAUUGUUCAAAUUUGGAUAAGCAAAAGGGGUAGGAGAAGGAUAGUGAAAUUGAUGGUAGUGUUACCCCAGAAUGAAUAGAAAGAAAAAAGGGUGUUAAGCUGUGGGGUAAGAUACAUGUGGUCUGUCCUUCCUCAAGGCUGAUACUUGACACUAGCUUUGCAGACAGUUUUUCCAUAUAUAUGUAUAUUUUUUACUUUUCGGCUGCAGACACAGAUUUCCUUUUGUUCUGUAUUCAAAUUGAUUGAUUGAAAAACAUGUGUCUUUGUUGAUAUCA